UUGGCAACGUGCUCAUUGACCUACUGGUGCUUAUAUAGCUGGACAAAGUGAGUUUAAGGAUCUUUCAUUCAUAGUUUUUAUCUCUCUUUCUCUAAUUCCUUCUCAACAUUCGUUUAUCAAAUUUUCAUUCUUUUUUCUUCAAUUCUAAGACAAGAUGAGUGAGGAAGCUGCAACCGAGACUGGAUCAUCAUCUGUGAAGCGUACAACUCCAAAGUUGAAUGAGAGAAUUCUUUCAUCCCUAUCAAGGAGAUCUGUAGCUGCUCACCCAUGGCAUGAUCUUGAGAUUGGACCUGGAGCUCCUUCAGUUGUCAAUGCAGUUGUUGAGAUCACUAAAGGAAGUAAGGUCAAGUAUGAACUUGACAAAAAGACAGGAAUGAUCAAGGUUGAUCGUGUUUUAUAUUCAUCAGUUGUUUAUCCUCACAAUUACGGUUUCAUUCCCCGCACACUAUGUGAAGACAAUGAUCCAUUAGAUGUUUUAAUCCUCAUGCAGGAACCAGUUCUUCCUGGUUGUUUCCUUCGAAUUAGGGCGAUUGGACUCAUGCCGAUGAUUGAUCAGGGAGAGAAGGAUGAUAAGAUCAUCGCAGUUUGUGCGGAUGAUCCAGAAUACCGUCAUUACACUGAUAUUAAACAACUUGCUCCUCAUCGUCUAGCUGAGAUUCGUCGAUUCUUUGAAGAUUACAAGAAGAAUGAAAACAAGGAGGUUGCUGUCAACGAUUUCCUGCCUUCUGCUACUGCUCAUGAAGCCAUUCAGUACUCUAUGGAUCUCUAUGCCGAAUAUAUCAUGAUGAGCUUGAGGAGAUAAACACGCAGUUUUACGUAAUGAUAUGCGUACUGUUUAUCUUUAAUAAUUUGCUGAUUGGCACGACGAGGGAUGAUACAGUGCUUGAAGAAUUUCUAUUUUUUUUUGUAUUGAUUUUUCUUUGUUAAAAACUGUUCCAAGAUGAGGAAAUUGUCUGAUUUUACUUUGUUUUUUUCCCGCUCAAGUUGGUUUAUUUUAAUUUUUGAGCUUGGAUUCCUUGAGUUUAUCAAAGUUACAUUUUUGUUACCUUAUGAUAUGUUAAUUUUUUGUUACCUAGUAA
Molecule: messenger RNA, 1079 nt
Organism: Papaver somniferum (opium poppy)
Lineage: Eukaryota; Viridiplantae; Streptophyta; Magnoliopsida; Ranunculales; Papaveraceae
Product: soluble inorganic pyrophosphatase 3
Exons: 9
Coding region: 155-802 (215 amino acids)
Biological process (GO): phosphate-containing compound metabolic process
Cellular component (GO): cytoplasm
Molecular function (GO): inorganic diphosphate phosphatase activity; magnesium ion binding
Source: RefSeq, a predicted model, not a curated record